This is a messenger RNA of Scomber scombrus (Atlantic mackerel), 3036 nucleotides long. It is a transcript of the gene ppp4r4, whose product is annotated as protein phosphatase 4, regulatory subunit 4. Lineage: Eukaryota; Metazoa; Chordata; Actinopteri; Scombriformes; Scombridae. Gene Ontology annotation, cellular component: protein serine/threonine phosphatase complex; cytosol. The transcript is spliced from 26 exons. Gene Ontology annotation, molecular function: protein binding; protein phosphatase regulator activity. The record is from RefSeq and is a predicted model, not a curated record. Bases 61 to 2829 code for a protein of 922 amino acids.
GAUGGUCGAGAUUGAGACCCGCCGCCUGCUCUCCCACUGAAACCAGUAGUGAAGUGGGAGAUGUUCUCCAGCAGGAUGAACCAGUCUCUGCUGCUGGGCCCGCUGGACGAGCUGCACGAGCUGGCCUUCAUAGAGAGACCCAUCCGCAGGAGUCUGAAGACAGCAGAGGAGAUUGAUCAGCUGACGGUGGAUGAAGAGCUCAACGACAUCGAGAGAGCCGUCUACCUGCUGAGUGUCGGGCAGGAGGUGCAGAGAGUGAGUGUCAUCAGUAACUUGCCGAGUCUCGUCCGUCAGAACCCUGCUGAGACGUUCCGCCGGGUUGUACCAAAGGUCCGGGAGGUUUUAAACGGAGCCGGAGCUGAGAUCCAGCUGGCAGCUGCAGCUUCAUUCUUAACCAUCCUACAAGACGACAUCAUCCUGAUCCACACCCACACCUACUCCAUCCUGAAGACCGUCCUGCUCCACCUGAACCACAGAGACACAGUGGUGAGCAACGCCUGGCUGGAGACUCUGCUGUCAGCCAUCAGUGCUCUACCGAAGGAGACCAUCAAGCAGGAGGUGCUGAACCCUCUCCUCUAUCAGUCUCAGCUGUCUCACUCUCUUCAGGCUCGUCUGGCCAGCUGUCGCAUUUUGGGGAAAGUCGCCUGCAAGUUUGAUUCCCACAUAGUGAAGAAGGAGCUGCUUCCGUUGGCUCGUUCUUUAUGUCAGGAUGUGGAGUUUGAGGUCCGGGUCGGGAUGUGCCGUCAGCUGGAGAACAUCGCCAGGGCAGCUGGGGUAGACGACACCAGGACCGAGCUCCUCCCCGAACUGGUGGAGCUCGCCGGAGAUGAGGAGAGCGGCGUCCGCCUGGCCGCCUUCAACACCAUCAUCGAUCUGAUGGAGGUGAUGGACAGUGACGACAGACUCCAUGUUGUGGUUCCCUUGGUGAUGUCGGUGUGUGAGGCGUCGUCGCAGGCGGACGAAGCUGUCGUGGCAUCUUUGUCGUUCCAGUUUGGGAAACUCUGCAGCGGACUGGAUGGUUGCCUGUCAGACGAGCAGAGGAGCCGGUUGCUGCAGAGGUUUAAGCUGCUGUGUGUUGCUGGUCUGCAGACUGACGGAAAUCCAACUGACGGCAACAACGAGUCGACGCUGAUCCGCUGCAACUGCUGCUACAACCUGCCGGCCAUGGUUCUGUUUGCUGACCCGACUCACUUCUUGUCUGAGCUCUACCCGUCUCUCUGCAAUCUCUGCUGUGAUCCCGAGGUCAGCGUUCGACGGAGUGCUGCAGCCAGUUUCCACCAGGUGGUGAAGCUGCUUGGUUCUGACGUUCCGCUGAUCCACAAACAGCUUCUGGAUCUGCUGCAGGACGACGCCCUGGAGGUGUUGGACACCCUGAUGAACCACCUGGAGGAAACUCUGGAGGCGGUUCUGUCCAGAGGAGAGAACCUGACGCUGGACAACAAGUUCCCGGAGCUGCUGUCGGCGCUGCUGCUGGCGGAGCAGAAAGUCGGGAGUUCUCUGCGCUGGCGGCUCCACGAGAAGCUGCUGCAGCGCUACAGCUGCUUGGCCCGACUGCUGCCUGGAGAGCUGCUGCACCAGAACUUCUCUCCCCGAAUCUUCGUCAUCCUCACCACCAACAAGGUGCUGCCGGUGCAGAGGGAGGCGGCUCGGACCUUCUGCACGUUCCUGCGCUAUAACCGCAAACACGAGCAGCGGCAGGAGAUGAUGGAGCGGCUGAUCCAAGAUCUGGCUCAGGGCCGCAGCUACUGGAACCGACUCCGCUUCCUCGACGUCUGCGAAACCGCCACCGACGUUUUCUCGCGUAAAUAUUUCAACAAACACUUCCUGGUCCCGGCGCUGGAGCUGGUCCACGACCCGGUCGCCAACGUCAGGUAUAAGCUGUGCCAGCUGUUGCCGCGGUUACGGUCGUCUCUGCGGCUUCCGGCUGAUAAACAGCUGCUGCAGAAACUGGAUCAGUGUGUCCAGAAGCUUCUCUGCAGAGAGACGGACAAAGACGUGGUCGCCACCAUCCGCCAGACGGUGCUGGAGCUGGACAAACUGGACCUCACAGAGCCGUUUCACAAACGGCAGGAGAAAGAUUUACUGGACCAGAAGAAAGAGAAAGAAGAGACUCUGCUGCUGGAGAUGGAACAGCUGGAGCGCCAGCAGAGCGACGGGAAACUCGUCUCUGACAAACACACGGACAGAAAACGAAGAGACAGUAAGAGUCUGGCUGCUACUAAAGCCGUGUCUGUGUCUGGAGCUGCCGGGGCCUCUGGUAAAGAGAUGAGGAGGGCCAAACUGUCUCGGAGUCGAUCCCUCAGCAGUCAGCCGACGACUUCCAAACCAGCCAACCCGGACCGAACUCUGAAAGUCAAAGAGCUGGGUGGUGGUUCUGGAUCUGGGAAAUCCAUGUUAUCCGGCAAAGAUGACUCUUUGAGGACGACCCACUUCACCAUGGCAACACUGUCCCAGACCAAGUCCACCUCUUCAAUGCCGGUCCUGAUCCGCAGCAACACAACCAGCCUCCUGGAUAGAACCAGUAUACUGGACCUCAGGACCAGUAACAUGGACCAGAGAGACCACAGGACCAGUACCAUGGACCAAAGAGACCACAGAACCAGUACAAUGGACCAGAGAGACCACAGAACCAACCACAGAACCAGUACCAUAGACCAGAGAGACCACAGAACCAGUACCAUGGACCAGAGAGACCACAGAACCAGUACCAUGGACCAGCGCAGUAAAUCAAUAGAUCAACGCAGCAGCGGGCUGAAGGAAGGCCAGUCUAGGAAACUGUCAAUAAACAGGAAGUCGAACUCUUUCAGCGUGCAGUCUGGACGAGAGUGACGGCGAUGACGUCAUCAUACCUCCACCUGGCCAUCAGCCAAUCAGCAGCCAGGACAUUACCCACAAUGCAACAGGAUGUCCAUCUCUGCCUUACUGAGCACUGUGUCUUCUGAUGAUGUAAUUCUGUCAUCUGAUUGGUUCAGUAAACUCCACGUACUAACUGUCCUGCUGUGUUCUUAUUGGGUAGUGUUUCACCUGCUGACACCU